Molecule: messenger RNA, 1491 nt
Organism: Paramacrobiotus metropolitanus
Lineage: Eukaryota; Metazoa; Tardigrada; Eutardigrada; Parachela; Macrobiotidae
Exons: 7
Coding region: 379-1170 (263 amino acids)
Source: RefSeq, a predicted model, not a curated record
AACGUCAGCCAGUGCUUCAGUCUUCUGCUGCAGAUUUAAAAAAUGAAACUCAUCCAUUGGAAAUUGGAUUAAAAUUUUUUGAAGCAGAUCUGAUUUCGCUGCUUUGCAAGUUUGCAGCUUUUCAUGGAUUUAAACUCUAGAUUAUCGUAAGAUUCUUAUGAGUUAUCAGGAAGGUGCAGAAGAAGCAGCCCCUUCACUCCUUCAGAAAUAUUUCUUCAAAGUAGUGGCGGCCCAGCUGUGCCACUGCGCCAGUAUCGUGUGACUUUGUGCAUUGAUGCAGGGACGAGAUAUUAAACGUUAAUUAAGUUGUAAGGUUGCGACGCAGUGUUCUUUCUUACUUCGUGAACACAUCUGUGUUGCCGCCUGCACCUGCGCGGAAUGGCAUCGUUGGGUGCAAACAUUACGAUUCCGGACCAAGUGGUACUCGUUGGAGGAACUGGUCGACACCUUAGCGAGCGAUUCGCCAUCAUUUCCGAGAAUUUGGAUCGGUUUGGACCUGGACACGUGAGCAAUGGCUACAACAACAGUCCCCCGAAAAACAUCCAGGAGCGACUGGGACCGCGGCGGUUCACGGGCAACGAUUACAAUCUCCAGAACGAUUCUCUGUAUUCGAUGCAACCCAGCCGUCCGCAUGUCCUGAAGAGACUGGGCCAGCCAGCUAACAACUACAAUAAUUGGGGCGGACAGAAUUAUACUUCGGCCAGUCAGAACGAUAUGGUCAACGGAUCGGCGUACAAUAACGAGCGCUCCAGCUACAACACGUAUAAUCCUGGUCAGGUUGGACGGGGCCGUGGCAGGCGUCGGUGGUUUGGCUAUGGUGGUUAUCGAGGUGGUUACAAUCGCUAUUAUGCGCCCUACAGCUAUUACAAUAGCUAUUCUUCUCCAUAUUCGUAUUACGGAUCAUACUCCAAGCCGCGCUUUGGAAAUUACACCAAGUAUUACGGCUCGUCCUACACAUCAUUCCGCAAGGGGUACGGUUAUGGUUACAGGGGCAACUACAACAAUGGUUAUGGUGGAUCGCGUUACAACCGCGGCCGACGGGGUAGAAAUGCCGCGCGAAAUGCUGGUCGACCCCAGAUGACCCAAGAGGAUCUCGAUCGUGAGCUGGAUGAAUAUCGGUCGGGCAACGUGGCAAAAGAAGAGCGCAGCAGCGACGUGAACAUGUCAUGAUCUGGAUUUUGUGUAUCAAGAAAUUCUAGUACAGCACGCCUUUUUUUAUUAUUUCGUAUUGUUCAAAUUGGUACGCCAAGUACAUUUUGCGAUGGAUUUGUGGAUUUAAAACCUUUGUAACCAUGUAAUAUUAUUGUUGAUCGACGAUCAUGAUCGUCUUCUUUUUUUCGUUUUGUCGCACACAAUUAUUCUGAAAAAUCAGUAAUUACACUGGUCCGAAGUGGACAAAUGCGGAAAAGCAAAUUUGUUAUGCCACCAUCGAAAUUAUGUGUGCAAUAAUUGUGGGCUAAAAAUGAAGUCGCAUUAAAAUGGGAACUCUUC